Messenger RNA from Plectropomus leopardus (leopard coralgrouper), 1705 nucleotides. It is a transcript of the gene lyve1a, whose product is annotated as lymphatic vessel endothelial hyaluronic receptor 1a. The record is from RefSeq and is a predicted model, not a curated record. Gene Ontology annotation, cellular component: plasma membrane. Lineage: Eukaryota; Metazoa; Chordata; Actinopteri; Perciformes; Serranidae. Gene Ontology annotation, biological process: cell adhesion. Gene Ontology annotation, molecular function: hyaluronic acid binding; transmembrane signaling receptor activity.
UCUGGUAAUGACAGAGUCCGCACACCCCGGUGAACAGAAUCAACUCUAUUUAACCCUGUCAUGCAGCACACAGGCACAUAAACUGUGCAUCACUUGCCAUCCCUCUGCAUUCGUCCAUCUCAACUCUGAACAGGGAGAAAUAUGAUCUGGCUUUGCAUCACAUCAGUGCUGUUGAUUACUCCAGCCAUCUCUCAUCAAAAAAUUGACACAAACCACAUCAAAGUUUUCCCAGGAGAGAACCAAAGUAUUGCCGGAGUAUUCCAGGUUAGCGGCUUAGAUUACCUCAACCAGCCUCAGUACGCCUUCAAUGCCUCUGAAGCUCGGAGGCUCUGCUGGUCCCUCGGAGUGAACAUUGCCUCAAAAGCUGAAGUACAGCAAGCUCUCCGCAGAGGUUUAGAAACAUGCAGGUUUGGAUGGAUUGAUGAGCAUUUUGGAGUCAUUCCCCGCAUUAAGGCCCUUUCUAAUUGUGGUCAAAACCAGGUGGGCUUGGUGACGUGGCGAGCCCCAGUUACAAAAAAGUUUGAUGUGUUUUGCUUCAAUGAAUCAGAUGCAGCAGCACAAUUGAAGGAUGCAACAGCUGAUAGCCCUUUAAACAGCAGUGAUCACUCAGGGCAAACUCAUUCUUCAAAAGCAGCAAGCUCUACCCAGUCCCCACACUCUACAUCUGCCUCCACUGCUGUUUUUACUUCCUCCUCAACUCCUAAAACCAUAGACAAUGAGGGAGAACCAGCCAGGUUUGUCAGCAGUGCACAGAGUUCUUCUGGAGGAAAGGUCAUACUCAUCACCUCAAUGUGUGCCCUUCUCCUUGUCGCAAUUAUCAUCCUUAUAUACAUAAAAAUGAGAAGCAAUCGCACUCUGAAGCAGCAGUCCGAGUACAUUCAGACAGAGGAGUGGACUUGUGUGACGAAAACACAGGAAACCAACACAGCUGCUGAAGAAGAUGAGAGGAUAGAAGUGGGUGAAGAUUCAAGUUAAACUUUUUUCUGAUUAUACAUUUUUAGGAACAUAAACAAAUGAGUAAUAUUGUAUAAUAAGGAUGAUGUGUCCCUUAUUGUGUCCUUUAAAAGGCAUUCAUGUUUGUAUAUAUGUGUUACUUAUAUAUGUGUGUGUGUUAUGUGACACUAUGAAAUGGUGCAGUUUAAACACUGGGUGGCAGUGUUUGCUAUGAAGACUUUUUAUUAUUUUGACCUACUGCUUGCUGCUUCAGAUAAAGAACAUACAUGUAAAUGCAACAUUUCUACAACCAUUUCUAGCAUUUUUUAAAAAGCAUAUGCAAUUGUGAACUUGCUUAAACCUCUUUAAAACAAGCUCCUGAAGGGGGAGAAGUCUGAAUUAACACAGCAUAACUCAACCAUGAUUGGUCCUGUGUCUGAUGUACAGUGUAUACGGUAACUAAGUGUUUCUACAACAUACUCCCAUCACAAAACAGGGUUUAAGGUACAACUGUUUAUACAUUGUGGGUUUGUGUAAUGACAAGCGUGUCAAUGUACUUUACACAUGUCUGGCCCUCCACAGCUUUUGUCUAAACUUUUGAUAACCAAAGUGCCAUCAGUCGCCCAAAGCGUGCGUUUUCACUUUACCAAAGUCUCGACCAGCUAGGCAUUGCUUUUUAAUAGACAGGGUGUUGUAUUUUACAUUUUAUGAUCACAGUCACUCACUGCGUUUUUCAAAAUAAAUGUGAUAAAUGGUAUUACUGAUAGUUCAA